Paramecium primaurelia is the source of this 2625-nucleotide messenger RNA. NCBI's taxonomy places the organism in Eukaryota, Ciliophora, Oligohymenophorea, Peniculida, Parameciidae. The record is from the annotation of a GenBank genome assembly.
AUGCACAAAGUCCUAACUUCUAAUUUGCAGAAAUGCAAAAGAUACUUUUAUCGAUUUCGCAGUAUAUAAAUGAAAGGAAGAGUAAUAGAAAUUCAUUAUUAAAAAUAACAUAUAAUGAAUUGUACUUAUCAUAUCAGAAAUCCAAUAACAUUUGUGUGUAUAGCUCCUCACAAAUGUUAAUGCUAAAGGAAAUUAUGUGCUCAGUGUCUUUAUAACCAUUAAGUUGACAUCAAAAAUACUAUUCCAAUUGAAUUAUUUGAAGAAAUGGCUAUAAAGAAAUUGAAAGACUCCAAACUUGAGGAGACAUCAGAGUUAACCAAAUAUAAAAUGACCUUUAAAUCCUUGCUCUCCAAAGCCGAAUCUAUAAUGAAGGAAAUUUGGGAGGAGUUGUCACAAUCAAUCAAAUAAGUGUAUGAUUGGAUUGAACUCGAAAACUAAUCAUUCGCUAAUCUCAUCAAAAAAAGUACUAAUUUAGCUGAAUCCUCUUACACAGACUUAUAACUAUUAGUAAAUAUUGUAGUAGGAACAAAUCUAUCUGAUUGGAUUGCUUAAAAGAAUACUUAUAUGAAGGAUCUUGAGGAGACCAAAAAUUGGUGGGACCAUCAUAUCAAGGGUUUUAUUGAAAAGUCGAAGGAAGGAAUCCAAAAGAGUCAAACAUUAAUUAAUAAGUAUUUAAAUCAUAUGAUGUGAGGAUUCAAACUUAUGUAGAAGAAGAAUGCGAAGUUUAUUAAAUGAAAGAAAAUCUAUUUGAAAUAUUAACCUCCAUUUAGGAUAUAGAUGAAUCUAUUUAUAAGAAGAUUCUUGAAAUAAUUAAAUAAGAGUAAAUUUCAGACAUAUUAAAAUUUCUAUCAAAAACAAACGAUUAACACUUUUAUGAUUCUUUCAAAAAUAUAAACGAGAAUAGAAAGGAUGUAAGAUAGAAAAUAAAGAAAAUUACAAAUGUCUUGAGAAAUUGUUAAUAUCAUUAAUUUCAUAAAGUUGACUAUUCUCUUGAAAUUCAUAAAAAUGAAAGAUAAGAUAUUAUUAAAAGUAUUGCACAGAAUAAAGGGAUCAUUGAGUUUUUAAAGUUUUUAGUUUAACUAACAAGCAUUGAUGGAAAAUUUAUAUAAUGUGGGUCGAAUGCAUUAAAUUUCUUAGUAGGCAUGAAGGUUAAUAUUAGGAACCAAGCUUUUGAGAAUAUAAAAAUCUAGAAUACAUCAUUAAUUGGAGGCAGUUUUGCUCGAUGCAACUUGAGUGGAUCAAAAUUCAACAAUGUAGACAUUAGUGGAGUCAAUUUGAAUUUUGCAUAACUAUUCAAUUGUUAAUGGAAGAACUUGAAAAUCGAUGAAAUACCUGCGUUGGAUGGUCAUAGUAGUAGUGUAUGGUCAGUUAGUAUUUCUCCUGAUGGAAAUAAAUUAGCUUCUGGUGGCGGCAGUAUUUAUUAUGGUGGUGAUUGUUCCAUCCGUCUAUGGGAAAUAAAAACAGGAUAAUUAAUAGCCAAAUUGGAUGGUCAUAGUAAAAUUGUCUAUUCAGUCUGUUUCUCUCCUGAUGGAACUACACUAGCUUCUGGUAGUAGAGAUAAAUCUAUCAUACUAUGGGAUAUAAAAACAGGAUAAUAAAAAGUCAAAUUAGAUGGUCAUAGUAACUAUGUUAUGUCAGUCUGUUUCUCUCCUGAUGGAAAUACAUUAGCUUCUGGGAGUUUAGAUAAGUCUAUCUGUCUAUGGGAUGUCAACACAGGAUAAUAAAAAGCUAAAUUUGAUGGUCAUGCCAACACUGUCUAUUCAGUCUGUUUCUCUCCUGAUGGGAAUACAUUAGCAUCUGGUAGUAGAGAUUAGUCUAUUCGUCUAUGGGAUGUAAUAACAGGAUAAUAAAAAUUAGAAUUGGAAGGUCAUGAUGGAACUGUUACAUCUGUCUGUUUUUCUCCUGAUGGAAAAACAUUAGCAUCUGGUAGUUAUGAUAAGUUUAUUAUUUUAUGGGAUGUCAUAACUGGAUAAUAAAAAGCCAAAUUGGAAGGUCAUACUAAUGAUAUAUAUUCAGUCUAUUUCUCUUCUGAUGGAAAUACAUUAGCAUCUGGUAGCGAAGAUAAUUCUAUCCGUUUAUGGGAUAUUUAAAUAGGAAGAUAAAAAGCCAAAUUGGAUGGUCAUGAUAAUUGUAUAAAUUAAGUCUGUAUUUCUCCUGAAGGAAAUACAUUAAUAUCUGGUAGUAAUGAUAACUCUAUCCGUAUAUGGGAGAUAAACACAGGAUAAUAAAUAUUAGAAUUGGAAGGUCAUGAUGGAACCGCUAAAUCAGUCUGUUUCUCUCCUGAUGGAAAUACAUUAGCUUAUGGUAGUGGGGAUAGCUGUAUCCGUCUAUGGGAUGUAAAGACAGGAUAAGAAAUUAAAUCAUCUGAUAAAAACUACAAAGAUAUUCUUGCAUAAUUUAAAAUGCCACUUUAGAGUAGCUCAUUAUUAUCAAAUGGUAUUUGUUAUUUCUUAUUAUUUAGUUGAGCCAGAUCGUACAAUACUUAGGAUUUGUUAGAAUCCUUAAUUAGAAGCAAGAGGUACACUUAUAUUGUAAGGAGAAUUUAUGAAUCAUUAAGGAAAAGAUUUAAAACCUUUAUUCAAAUCAAAAGGAAGUUGCUUUUUGGAAGACCUUAAGUAAAAGUGA